AUUGUAUAGAUAAAGAUACACAUGUCUCAAAUCUCAGUUUCAGUUGGUGAUUGAUUUAAUCAGAUAGAUCUAAUUAUGGUUCAGUGAAGACCAGGCCAAGAUAGGAACUCAUUAUGAAACAAAUAAAACAGUAUGGGCUAAAACUAGCAACGAUGUGAAUAUUUUACUAAGAGCAAACAAAUGUGAUAUAGUGCAAAAAACACUUUCUAAAACUAGUUUUUAUUCAAACGUUUCCUAAAGGUGUGCGAGCCUGCAGUAAAAUAAUAGAACUACAGUGACGGUGUAGCCUGAGGGACAACAUCCGUUUGCGGAAGUGCGAAGUUCCUGAAGUAAACCAGUUUCCACUUUGCCGAGGCGAACGCGCGCGUUUCUGACUUAUAAAGUCUGUAAAGUCCACGCGUCACGAUGCCCGGGGCUGAAACGACGGAGACAUAAGGCUGCUGAGGCUCACUGUUCGCCAGAGGAAUGGAGAAGCCGGAGAGCGGGUCCGUGAGCGCCGGUGCGCGGGCAGCCGCCGCCGCCGCCGCCGCCGCCGGCCGCUCCGGGAUCAGGCCGUGGUCCGCGGCCGCGCUCUCCGUCCUGCUCUCCGCCGCGGCCGUGGUCGCGGUGGGCGGCGUGUGCGCGCUCACCUAUCCGAUACUUAAAGAGCUGCGAGCAGAGCGAGUGAGAGGGGAGAAUGGGGCCGAAGAGAAGGUGCUGGGGUUCUGGAGUAUCACCAUGCUCUCAGUGCUGGUAGGAUGCAUCUGCUCCAUCUUCUCAUGGACUCUCACCUACUUUGCCUCUUACAAGCCUGAGACGGUGUUUCCAGCACCACUGGCAACCACCCACUUCAGAGAUGGAGCUGCUGGUGGUUUCCACAUUGGUUAUGGUGUCGCUGUCCUUAAUGGCAUCAUGGCCAUGAUAACUGUCAUCUGGAACCUUAACUGACCUACUCACAUACAUGUGGAUGUUAAUAACGACCCAUCUACUAUCAAGACAUUCUUAUUGCUGCAUUGCCAAAACGUGUCUCUUAAAUAAAAAUGACAUGAAUGAAUCUAUCAAUGCACCAAUAAAUACAUUUUAACUGAAAAAAAUACACAUCAUGCAUAAUUAAAAUGUUUGUUGAUAAAUGGUAUUUAGAAAUGUAUGUAUUUAAAAUUUAUUAUAGUUUUUAUGUAUUUUUUCCUUACCUACUUUUCAAGUUUUCAACACUGUAUUUAGAACAGUAAAGACAUCCUUAAUCACUGAUCUGGUUUUUGCUGAGCCUUAAAUAAAAACUGAUUUAAUACUGUAAGCAAAAUAAAUGAUACAUUUUAC
This is a messenger RNA of Betta splendens (Siamese fighting fish), 1296 nucleotides long. It is a transcript of the gene arl6ip6, whose product is annotated as ADP-ribosylation factor-like 6 interacting protein 6. NCBI's taxonomy places the organism in Eukaryota, Metazoa, Chordata, Actinopteri, Anabantiformes, Osphronemidae. The transcript is spliced from 4 exons. The record is from RefSeq and is a predicted model, not a curated record. Bases 466 to 927 code for a protein of 153 amino acids.